AUGGCUACCAUCAUAGGGGACGUCUUUGCUGAUUCCCCAUCGCGCUUUCAUGGUAUGAUCGGAGGGCAUUCCCACGAUAUCCAUUAUCAGACCCGGUCUGCGAGCGGAUCUCGCGACCGCGAAGCCCAGCCCCACCAUACGUCACGCCCGACAGAGAGCCCCCGGAGGCCCUCGACCUCGUUAUCCGGCGCGCCGAACCGCACACCGAGCCGACGGCGUAGGGACGAACAAGCACAGGAGAAGAGCACAUCAAGGCAACCAAACGCGCGACUGCCCUCGCCCCCACCCUCGUCGUCAUCCUCUCAACCAUCCUCCGGCGGCACACAACCACAGCAGGAAAUACCUCGAGAUGGCACCCAGGACCCCACCCCCGGGUCGUUCUCGGCCUCGAACUCGAGCGCUUCGUCGGCGAGUACCGCCCCAACGGUAAUAGCGCCGCCUUCCAGGUCCAUCCCCUCCCCCGAUUCCGAUAGUGGUCCGCGCUGGACCUCGGCGCAUCCCGAAGCGACCGGGUCCAUCCCCCCAACCCUCGACAACCCGCCCGAAUCACCAAUACAGACGCAGACCACGAUCCGAGUCCGCGACCUCGCGCACAUACAGAGCUUGGCAAGAGCUGACAUGCUCACCGGCACGGGGCCGGGGAUCGUAAACGACCCACCACUACAGCAAAUGAAGUACGAGAUCAGCGGCAUGCCCAUCGGCGACAUCAUCGAAAUGGUGGCCGCGCUGCUGACCAAGAUCACAACGACCAACGACCUCCAGCACGACGCACUCAACCGCAACGCGCACCACCUCCGGCAGGCCCAGGCGCAGGCGAGGGGCGAGGAGGGGGCCGGCGACGGGAGCAUGACCCCGCUCAGCAGCAGCGUCCUAGCCUUCCACGGCAAGAACGUGCCCGCCAUCACCAUCCUCAGCUACCUCAGCCGCAUCCACAAAUACUGCCCGACGACGUACGAGGUCUUCCUCAGCCUGCUAGUCUACUUUGACCGCAUGACAGAGCGCGUAAACGACAUGGUCAUGAAGAGCGAGGAAGGGCGGCGCGCGCAGCUUGAGACACAGCAGCCGCAGCCGCCACCACUACAGCAACCGCGCGUCUCCACCGACGCCGACAAGGACACGGUCAUGCGCGACCACGACGACGACUCGAGCGACGCGACCGAGACGGACUCGGAGCUGGCAGACUCUACAGACGGAGACGAGAUCCCGACCAGCGCGGCAGCAGCAGCGGGGGCAGGGGCGGGGAGGAAACCGCCCGCCGCCAACCCCGCCGCCACCACCACCACCACCACGGGCGCAUCCCAGCCCCAGCAGGCGACCUACUUUGUCGUCGACAGCUUCAACAUCCACCGCCUCAUCAUCGCCGGCGUCACUUGUGCGAGCAAGUUCUUCUCCGAUGUCUUUUACACCAACUCGCGCUAUGCAAAGGUCGGUGGCCUCCCCCUGCCGGAACUCAACCAUCUCGAGCUGCAGUUCCUGCUUUUGAAUGACUUUCGGUUGGCUGUGCCGGUUGAGGACUUGGAGGCUUAUGCUACUAUGCUGGUUGAGUUUUAUGCGCGCGAGGUGGUUGCGCAGCGGACGAGGCCUGGGUCGGAUUGA
Chaetomium fimeti is the source of this 1596-nucleotide messenger RNA. Its product is annotated as cyclin-domain-containing protein. Gene Ontology annotation, biological process: regulation of cyclin-dependent protein serine/threonine kinase activity. The record is from RefSeq and is a predicted model, not a curated record. The transcript is spliced from 2 exons. Gene Ontology annotation, molecular function: protein kinase binding; cyclin-dependent protein serine/threonine kinase regulator activity. The coding region runs from base 1 to 1596 and encodes 531 amino acids. Lineage: Eukaryota; Fungi; Ascomycota; Sordariomycetes; Sordariales; Chaetomiaceae. Gene Ontology annotation, cellular component: nucleus; cyclin-dependent protein kinase holoenzyme complex.